AUGACCAGAGAAGAGCUGACUGAACUGGAGUGCCACGCCUGCCCCGGCGAGGGUUCCUGCGCCGGCCUGUUCACCGCCAAUACCAUGUCCACCGCCAUCGAAGUGAUGGGCAUGUCUCUACCUGGCGAUGCCUCGCUCACGGCUGUUGAUCCCCGCAAGACGGACGAAGCCCGCCGGGCUGGUGAAACCGUAAUGCGUAUGCUGGAGGAAGGAAUCCGCCCGCGAGACAUUCUCACCAGGGAGGCCUUUGAAAACGCCAUCACCGUGGUGGUUGCCAUGGGAGGCUCCACCAACGCCGUGUUGCACCUCAUGGCCAUCGCGCGGGAGGCCGAAGUCAGCCUGUCGCUGGAAGAUUUCGACCGCAUUAGCCGCAACACUCCGUACAUCGCCGACAUGAAACCAGGCGGCCGCUACGUCAUGGCAGACCUCAGUCGUUACGGCGGGGUGGCCCUGAUCGGAAAGCGCCUGCUCGAUGCUGGCCUGCUCCACGGCGACGCAAUGACCGUAAAUGGAAAGACCCUGGCCGAAAAUAUCAACGAUACGCCCAUCAUCGAGGACCAGCCGGUCAUCUACCACCCCGACCAACCUCGCAGUCCCACCGGCGGAUUGGCGAUCCUGCGUGGCAAUCUGGCUCCCGACGGCGCUGUCAUCAAGGUCGCCGGCCAUCAGGAACGCGUAUACGAAGGACCCGCCCGGGUGUUCGAGCAGGAGGAACUCGCGUUCCAGGCUAUACAGCGCGGCGAAAUCAAAGAAGGCGACAUUGUCGUCAUCCGCUACGAGGGGCCAAAAGGCGGCCCUGGUAUGCGGGAAAUGCUUGCCGUUACCGGCGCCCUCAUCGGUCAGGGUCUCGGUGACAGCGUCGCCCUGGUAACCGAUGGAAGGUUUUCCGGCGCUUCCCACGGGCCGAUGGUGGGCCACGUUGCCCCCGAAGCAAUGGUGGGCGGACCCAUCGGGUUGCUCCAAGAGGGCGACAUAAUCACCCUCGACAUUCCCGGCCGUCGCCUCGAUGCCAAACUCAGUGAGGAAGAAUUCUCGGACCGUCGCGCCGCCUGGCGGCCGAUCGAACCGAAAUACACCACCGGCGUCCUGGCCAAGUACGCCAAGCUGGUCUCCUCCGCCUCCGAAGGCGCGGUAACCGGUUAG
Geodia barretti is the source of this 1143-nucleotide messenger RNA. NCBI's taxonomy places the organism in Eukaryota, Metazoa, Porifera, Demospongiae, Tetractinellida, Geodiidae. The record is from the annotation of a GenBank genome assembly.